Molecule: messenger RNA, 390 nt
Organism: Trypanosoma theileri
Lineage: Eukaryota; Euglenozoa; Kinetoplastea; Trypanosomatida; Trypanosomatidae
Product: Tbingi protein
Exons: 1
Coding region: 1-390 (129 amino acids)
Source: RefSeq, a predicted model, not a curated record
AUGGGGUUUUUCGCCGAUGAUCUCACACUAGCAGUACGACGCGUCAACCGAGACAUCAUCAACAGUACGCUGCAACAAGGAAUAAACGUGGUGGACGAAUGGUCCAAGAACUAUUUUAUGGACAUUAAUGUGGACAAGAAGAAAUGCACACUUUUUGGUACCACCAACCCGCAUCCCCUUUCACUGAAACUACGCGGUAUCCCCGUAGGCCCGGAGAAGGCACCCAAACUCCUAGGCAUCAUAUUCCAAAACUACCGAGGCAUGUCUACCCAUGCGGUUCAAACGAGACAACGCUCGAAUUUUCGGUUACCACAACCUGCCGCCACCUCCUCCACCACAUGGGGGUCGAAACGUGGGAACCCCCAAUUCCCCCGCCCCGAAGGUGAAUAG